UUUUUUAAAUACGUACGUAAAGGGAAGUAAGAAAAAUAAAAAAAAAAGAAUAAAAAAAAAACAGGAAAAAGUGAAUGAGGUCGACAAAAUUCUCAUCUGGUGUGUGAAUUCUACAUUACCGACGUAGUAUUUUAAAUACGAGGGGUGAAGGAGGAGGUAAUACGUCGGUCGGUAAAACAGUGUCACGUGCGGUGCCACGCAGUGGAGGAAGGAUGGAAGACGGACAGAGGCUAUUGAGGGAGCCGGUUGCAACCAACCAGUCGCGAAUUCGCGCUUAACGUGAUAACAGUUAGAGAGACUGUUUUCUUGCGCGUGAUACUCUUAAAAUUUUACACUGAUUUUUAAUUCUAUAAAAACUCACGUAAGAAGGAACAGUUUAAUCGUUUUUAACUUAAUCACGCAAAAAAUAGAACUGAAAGAAAUAGAAAGUAAAAAAAAAAAGAACAAGUAGUAACGGAAUAAGAAUAAGAAGUUAAAAGAAGCUAAAAGAAGAGUGGAUCGAAGGUCGUGUGCUACCAAGUCUCAAGUCGACGGAAGCGAUUUAUUCUCUCGUUGGCGACACGGAAGCACGUUUCAUUUAAGGAAUUCGUCCGCUAGUUCAACGUUAGCACGAAAAAGUUAUAUCUAUCAUUUGGAAUACAAGAAUACACGGAGUAACAGUGUACCUAGAUCGAUUUAGCGGUGGGGCGAUCGUUCGUGUAGAGUAGCAGCGUAUGAGAUCGAGAGGAAGAGGAGAAGAAGCGCCCUCGUCUCGUAGAGAAGAUUCGUGCUUAUCGAAGAAGAGAAGAGAGCGGGGCAAGAGAGAGAGAGAGAGAGAGAAAGAGAAAAAAAAGAGAAAUAGGAAAUACGAUAAGUGAGAGAGAAGAAAGAGAGUCCUUCGACGAUUUUGAAUCGCGUUCGAUAAGCCAACCACGAGGAUCACUCUUUCUCUCUCUCUUUCUCUGUCUCUCUCUGUCUCUCUAUCUCUCUUUUUCUUUCUCGACCUACCUCUCUCCCACCCCAUCUCGCUGUCUCUUUCCUCUCUUUCUUGGCACUACGAGUGUGGUGUACUCGUGGGACUACGUUGAAAAUCGCUCGGUGUCGUUGCUUGACAGAACCGGUUUUGUUCGGCUCGGCAAAUCUCGGCGUUUAUACAAAGGUCGUGUGUGCUCACUCGUGAGAGAGCGGUAGGAGUGAGAUUUAUGGAAAACGAAUUUACACGAGGUCACACCCACGGGAGCGGCUCUCUUUCGCUCGCUCUCUCUUCCUUCCUUCCUCCCUCUCUCUCUCUCUCUCUCUCCCUCCCUCCUUUUUUCUCUCUAUCCAUUUUAUACAUUGGCACGUCUAUUUCCACUUCUCUUUAUUAAUAAUAACAACGGCGCUAACGCAACGAUCAUGUUAAAAAGGCGCCACGCGUUCCCGAGUACGCGCCUUGCUAAGAGAAUCGGUUGAGUCUGAACAACCGAAAGAUAAAAGUAAAAGAAAGAAAGAUAACGAGGACCCAGGUGUCCUUCGGAGCACGGAAGAGAAGGAGAGAGACAGAGAGAAAGAGAGCGAGAGAGAAAGAGAGAGAGAGAGAGAGAGAGAGAGAGAGAGAAUUAAAGAAAGAGAAAGAGAUAAUAAACUUUGAGAAAGGAUCGACGAACUCUUUCUUCUUGCUUCAGCAGUGAUACCUGGUUGGACGAAUCCAAAGAAGGUUCAUCUUAAAUCGUUAUGAGGCUGAUGUGUUCCACGUUAAAACCGAAAAGAUACGAUUUUAUUCUGCGAGAACGUUCAAGAGGAACUGGUGAAGUUAGCAUCGAUGGAAACGUCAUAUUCUCCAAUGGACUCUUAUACUUUCAGGGAGAAAAUCAACGAAGAUUGAGGAGCGAGAAAAGCAAAAUGGUCGAAUUCGAAGAAAGUGAAGCUGUCCUCUUGGAGUGGAAAGAACGGAGGGAUUGCUCGUUGCUGCUUGCGAUAGUGCUUUACGAAACCUAGUCCUUGCUACAUUUUUCCAUAGAGAGAAAGAGAGAAAGAGAGAAAGAGAGAGAGAGAGAGAGAGAGAGAGAGAGAGAGAGAGAGAAAGAGAGAGGAAGAGAGAAACAAGGAACUAAAAAAAAAUCAAAGAAAAUCAAACAAAAGGAUAGUGGAAGAGAGUGUGUAAAAAUAUAGGAAAGUCUUGAUGGUUUCGAGUGAUUUUGGCGAUGAAGCGAGCGACGAGCGCUACCGCGGCCUGCGCGUCGCAGGUACAACAACCGGUAGUCGCGCUUCAGGGGAAGAUACACGAUCUUCUCCUUAAUCCAUUGAAUGCUCGUACGGAAGAAGAAGUUACGAUAUUGAAGGGUAUUGGAGGUGUUAAAUCGUUAGUUACAGCGUCAUCGUCAUCCAUUACGGUGACGUCGAAGGAUGAAGCGAAAGCUAAGUCGUCUGCCAUGCCACGGCUGUUGGCUGUUGAUUCGGACAAUUAUAUGCUUAGGAAAGGUGCGGGGAGUACUAACGGAGUCUCCUCGUCUAACCCAACUACGAUGACAGCUCCCACGACGACGACAUCGACAACGUCAUCGUCCAUAGAAACCGUCGGUUGUUCUCGAGUAACGCGAGCUUUUCUAACGAACGCUCCUACAAGUGGCACCUAUACCGAUUUGCAAAUGCACUCAAUUCUUGGUUAUAAUAACAACGAGACGAGACAACAACAACAACAACAACAACAACAACAACAACAACAACAACAACAGCAGCAACAACAACAACAAUCAUUUGACUCAAGACUUAAAACAACAGGGGUGACUUGUGCUAACACAAAUCAAUUCACCCCGCAGAAGUGGUUCGCGAAUCAUUUACAAGCACAACAAUCUCGUUGCUUGUUGAAUAGUUCCAAUAACGGCAACAACAAAUUGGAUUGUCAGCAACAGCAACAAUUUUUGCGUGCAUGUAACGACGAUAAACGCGAGAACGAUAUUGAAGUUGAUAACAAAUCGAGUUUCCCGUGUUGUGCCCGAGUGUUUUCCUUUCAUCGAUAUGUAUGUAGGUGCAUCGAUGCUGGUGCUGUUAACUCGCGGCAACAACAGCAAUUUCUUCAAUCGAAUAAAGAAUCGUGGGAGAUCGAGAGCACUGUUAACGUAGAUUCGAAUCGACUCGUGAACGAUGCGAUUGUUGGAUCUAACUUGUCCACCGAUAAAACUGCUCGCUUGUCAAAGGGCAAAAAUGCGUGUAGUAUCCUCGAGGCGCGGACAUUCGCUGCCUCGAGGGUGCCACUUGGAAGAUUGUCCGCAUGUUGCUGCAUGUGUGCUUCGCUCUGUCCUGUAGACUGCCGCGCGUGCUUCCACAUCGUCUGUUCGGUCUACAGCGGACAGCACCUGUGCCAAUGGAGUAACAAGGGUCACGCGCUACCCGGUCAAAUUUUUUAUGAGGACAAGCCCGUCAGUGAAUGGACAUCGUUAGACGUACUCGAGUGGAUGUCAGCGUUAAAUCUCUACAGCUAUGCGGAUAUUUUUAAAUCUAAAGAUAUCAAAGGCAGCGAUCUACGGUAUUUGGAUCGAGACAAACUCAUGCAUAUGGGUAUAAAAGAUGAACUCGACCAGAAGAUUCUUUUGGUGUGUAUCGAGGAACUCUGCCAGACGUCAGCUCCCCUCUCGUUGCCUGGUAGCACGGACGCGAAUACAUCUUCCACGACAACGAGCCCGACGACAUGCACGACGGCGAGUACGACGACAGCAACAUUGUCUACAACAAUAACAACAACAACUACAGCAGCAGCAGCAGCAGCAGUAGCACUGACAUCAGCUGCAACCGGUAGUAGUAACGUCAAUGCGAGCUGCGCUAUUGGUGGACUCCUUCAUCCAGCCAACAAUACGACCAACGAUAGUCAUAAUCUUGUCUUGCAUAGCUUCAGUAUUUUGCAAAAGUGUGACAAGUGUAGUAAAUAUCUCAGGGGUCUCUUGCAUCAAGGUUUUCUUUGCCGAGAUUGCGGCCUGGUAGCCCACAGAACGUGCUCGGCAAUUGGUCUGCCUAUAAGCUGCGUCCCCGCUGAGUCGAAAAACCGUAGCAAUAGAUACGCUUCCGUAUUCGGCCUUGCCCUGUGUUUACAAUUCGAAACAUCUUCGCGUUCUGCUCCGAUCUUGGUGGAAAGAUGUACACGUUUUCUCGAAGAAAGAGCAUAUGCGGAUACGACUCUAGAUCUCUACAAAGUUUAUUGCAGUAAACCUAACGAGCAAACCCUUGAGUUACGACAAAACUUGGACGAAGACGUGCGCAACGCAGAUUUGGAUCAAUAUACCCCUCAAUGCAUCGCAAGCGUUUUGAAAAUGUUCCUGCAAGAAUUACCAGAUCCAGUAAUACCGGUACAAUUUUAUGACAGGUUCCUAGAAGCAUCAAAUAUGAGAAGUGACGAGCAGUGUGCUGCCCGCUUAGGACAACUUGUUACUGAACUUCCGGAACAUCAUCGGAGUACGUUGUUUCACUUGAUGUCUCACUUUUGUCGUAUAUGUCAGUUGCAACAUGGGAGGGGUUACACGGAACCACCCACUGUACUUGUCCAAGUGUUUCGUCAUAUAUUUAUUAGGCCGCCCUGGGAACGAAUCAUACAAAUUAUACACAAUACAAAAGCUUACAUAAGGAUAAUGGAACUACUGUUGCUGCACGUUGAUUGGAACGAAAGAUUGCCCGAAUUUGCUAGUGCUCCACAGCUUCCACCACGAAAAUUUUCGAGACCUCAGUUUCCUGUUCUAGAUUCAUUUCCUGUUCUUGAAGAAGAUAAUACGACUGAAAAAUCGGGUUCUGCUGGAGACAGUGGCAAGGAUCAACAGUCUCAUAGGCCACGAACGCUUCAGGAAGCUGAAUGGUAUUGGGGAGAUAUAACGAGAGAUGAAGUAAAUGAAAAAAUGAUUGAUUCGCCCGAUGGCACUUUCCUAGUUCGCAAUGCGUCUUCCAAAGGAGGUGAAUAUACUCUGACGUUACGUAAAGGUGGUACAAAUAAGCUUAUCAAAAUUUGUCAUCGAAAUGGAAAUUAUGGCUUUUCCGAACCGUAUAAUUUUCAUUCGGUUAUCGAGUUGGUGGAUUACUACAGGAAUUGUUCUUUGGCUCAAUAUAAUUCUACUUUGGAUAUCAAGUUACUAUAUCCUGUAUCACGUUUUCAACAAGACGACGAGAUUGCAAGUACAACGGACAUGGCAACGGUCAAACAAAAGUUUGCUGAACUGAGCAAAGAAAUAGUUGAUACGUGUCGACAAUAUCAAGAUUGUUCCGAAUUGUACAGUAAAACGGCUUACGAGGUUCAAUUAAAAAGACAAGCUCUGGAAGCAUUUUCAGAAGCGAUUAAAAUGUUUGAGGAUCAAAUGAAAUUGCAGGAAAAGUUCCAAAAAGAAGCUCAGCCGCACGAGAUAUCGACCCUAACCGAAAAUGCAGAGCUGUUGAAACGCAGAUUGAAAUCUUUAGAAGACAGUAAAGAACAAUUAGAUGAUAGUUUAAAGCAGCGAAUCGCUUAUAAUAGAACUCUUGAAAGAGAAAUGCAUAAGUUAAAGCCGGAAAUUAUUCAACUAGUGAGGCAAAGGGACAAACAUUUCACAUGGCUGAAGAAAAAUGGCAUGACGGCAAACAAAAUCAAUCAGUUAGUGCUAAAUCAUUCACUUACAAAUCCAUUAGUCGGCGAUUUAGUAUACGGAGAUCUUCAAGAAGUUGAUUUAGAAGUACAUACAGAGGAGAAGACUUGGCUCUUUUUGGAAGGAUCACGUUCCGAUGCUGAUCAUAUUCUUGCUGGUCGGCCGGAUGGCACGUUCCUUGUACGAAGAUCAAGAACUGGCCAAUAUGCUUUGUCGAUUAUGUGCAACGGUACUGUAAAUCACUGUAUCAUAUAUGCAACUGAACGAGGUUACGGUUUUGCUGAACCCUACAAUAUUCAUGAGAGCUUGAAACAUCUAGUUCUACAUUAUGCUCAAAAUUCUCUCGAGGAGCAUAACGAAAGUCUUAGCACGACAUUGGCUUAUCCGGCUUUUGCACCAUCCACGGCUCUGGCACAGCUACAGACUCAACAAAUGCAACUUCAAAUGCAUAUGCCCACGCAAAAUCAAAUACAGUUUAAACGACCUCUCGAAAACCAACCCCAAUUUACACGAAGUUUGGAAAAUCAACAUUUUAUAAGUCAUACGUAAUAUUUAUAUGUUUAUCAAUCUGGUCAAAAUUGUUUGAUAACUUCAGAUACUUGUGCGUGACUUUACGCAAGAAUCGGUCACGUAAAAGGAAUGAACGAAAAAAAGAAAACGUACUUUAUGAAUUUAAAUUCAUAUGUAUAUGCGAUAGAAGAUAAAUACGAGGAGAACUUGUAAUAACGUUGCACCUUCUGAGGGAAGGAUUAUAAAAAGGAUUAUUUUUCUUUUUACCAGAAUAUUUCAAAAUGUGAAGAAUUAUGCUGAUAACUCUAAGGCAUAGCGAUAGCGAUAAUAAUUAUCGGAGGUCCUAGAUAUAGAAGUACCUGUAGUGAAAGCAGUAAUAGUAGGUAGUAGUAAGAGCAGACAACAAAUUUUGGCAGCAGUAUGUCUUUUUAUUAUUUUUUGCUGCCUAUUAAAGCUCCUCCUAUAAAAAACUGCACUAAAUAUUGACAAUUAUUCUAUUUUACAUAUGGGUGUAUAAAAGUUACACCAGUGUUUCCUUUUUUCUGUUAUUUGUUGGAGAUUUAUAUCUUUGUUUUAAAUGAUUGUUUAUUUUGAUUUUACUGAAAUUAAUUCAUAUCUAAUUAUGAAUGAAUUUGGCAAAAUUUAACCGGGAGGAGCAUUAAUAAUUAUAUUUCAGAUUAAUCGACCAACGAUUCACUUUUAAUAUUGCUUUUGUGUACUUUUCUUACGGAUUGAUGAUAGACAUUGUGUCGGAUACCAAAAUACAUUUCGCUGAUUCACAAGUCUUUAUAAAAUCUUUGUCACAUCUUAAAAUCUAAUUUUUCAAUCGAAAACGUAAUUACGACCGGGAGAAUAUUUGUAGUUUAACAACUAAAUCACUCUUCGCUUAAUUAGAUCACAAAGUCCCGUUGAUAAUCAGGGUAGAUGUAUUUCUUGUAAAUUUAAAUAUUAAUGUAGUUAUUAUAGCGAAGAUUAAGGGUGUCCGAAAACUUUUAAAAAAAUAUAUAUGUUUUCGCGUACGGUUUUAUUUUAAAUAUAUUUUUUCUUUCUUUUUUUUCAAUUACUUUUUAAACUUUGUUGAGUGAUUUAGAUUGUAUCGGUGGUUAAAACUUCUGUUGCACCGGAUCUUAUGAACGAUAUCAUAGAUUAUAUUUUCAAAAUCAUCAAUUUAAAAGUCGAUCUUCGGGUCUCGGAAAUUUCCAGAGUUUGUAUAGUUGUAGUUUAAUUCCGAGAAAUUAAGGAGAGAUUAUUCGUGAUAUAAUGAUACGAACACUUUAAUAUCGCGAAAUAUAGUUUUUAGCGCUUAGCCACCGAUUUAAAAAAAUAUAUAUGUAUAUAUAAGUAUAUAUAUAUAUAUACUCGUUAUAUUUCGGUGCUUGUUACAACGAAAUUUCUUCAGAGGUGCAAGAAGUUUUUUAUAUAAUGUAUAGAUUAUA
Messenger RNA from Polistes dominula (European paper wasp), 7501 nucleotides. RefSeq names its product phosphatidylinositol 3-kinase regulatory subunit alpha (gene Pi3K21B). Lineage: Eukaryota; Metazoa; Arthropoda; Insecta; Hymenoptera; Vespidae. Gene Ontology annotation, biological process: signal transduction; regulation of GTPase activity. The record is from RefSeq and is a predicted model, not a curated record. Gene Ontology annotation, molecular function: protein binding; GTPase activator activity.